CUUAUGUAGCCAGGCUGACCUGGAAUUUACUGUGUAGCUCUGGGCUGGCCUCAGUCUGAACUCUCCUGCCACCAUCCCCUCACUGCUGAGAUUACAGGUAUGCACCACCAUGCCAGGCACCCUAGCAGGUUUCUUAUUCUACGCCAAGACCUGCUGGUAAGUGUGACACUUGAAGGGUCCUGGAAGGGGACAGAACCUCUACCACUUGCCAUCCGAAGAUGUGCCUUAAUAUCCUGUGACAGGUGCCAUCCUUGGCCGCCUUUGGAGAAAACCCAGGCUAGUCAGCUAGGGCUGGAGACUGGAGGGCUGAGGGCAAAAGCUGAAAUCUACCAGCCCUGCCCCUCCUCCCUGGGUAGAGGGUGGGAGGGUCUUUAAGGAGACUUUGAUCCCUGCUGGGCUUCAGCUCCUAGAGGGAGGGGCUCGGAUUACAGCAUCCCCUCCCUGGUUUAACCAGCCCUUCUCCGCCCCUUGGUGACCCUAGUGGUCAGUUGCUCUGAGCUUCAGGGCCUCUGGCCCCUCCCCAGCCCUUCCUCCUCUUCCAUUCCCAGUCCUAGGCUGACCAGAGCCUGUGAGCCACCCACAGUGGUUGGGAGAGGGCCAGCCAGUACUUUGUGGACAGGUUCUGAGAGACCCCAGAAUACCUAUUCAUAUUGCCAGAAAGGAUCAUCAGCUGUGUGCUCUAGCCUUUGGGGGGGAGGUUGGGCCAAAGAGUCACAGAAGAGGGUCCGUUGAGGCCGGGGUAGCAAUCCUAGGCCCAGGACCCUAUCAGGUGGAUGCCUGUGGGGAGUCCUGGCUCCACAAGUGGCUGGUGGCCACACACACCCACCCCCUGGCCCUGUGGUCCCCAUGCCUGCCCCACAGCCUUUCCUGCCUCUGCUCUUUGUCUUCGUGCUCAUCCAUCUGACCUCGGAGACCAACCUGCUGCCAGAGCCUGGAAGCCACCCUGGCAUGUGCCCCAACCAGCUCAGCCCCCACCUGUGGGUGGACGCCCAGAGCACCUGUGAGCGUGAGUGCACCAGGGACCAGGACUGUGCGGCAUCUGAGAAGUGCUGCACCAAUGUGUGUGGGCUGCAGAGCUGCGUGGCGGCCCGCUUCCCGGGGGGUGGCCCAGCUGUCCCUGAGACAGCAGCCUCCUGUGAAGGCUUCCAAUGCCCACAACAAGGUUCUGACUGUGACAUCUGGGAUGGACAGCCAGUUUGCCGCUGCCGUGACCGCUGUGAGAAAGAACCCAGCUUCACUUGUGCUUCUGAUGGCCUCACCUAUUACAACCGCUGCUAUAUGGAUGCAGAGGCCUGCCUGCGGGGUCUCCACCUGCAUGUUGUACCCUGCAAGCACAUUCUCAGUUGGCCACUCAGCAGCCCAGGACCCCCUGAGACUACUGCUCGACCAACCCCUGGGGCUGUCCCCAUGCCACCUGCCCUGUACAACAGCCCCUCACCACAGGCAGUACACGUCGGGGGAACAGCCAGCCUCCACUGCGAUGUUAGUGGCCGUCCACCACCUGCUGUGACCUGGGAGAAGCAGAGCCAUCAGCGGGAGAACCUGAUCAUGCGCCCUGACCAGAUGUAUGGCAACGUGGUUGUCACCAGUAUUGGGCAGCUAGUGCUCUACAAUGCCCAGCUGGAGGAUGCAGGCCUGUAUACCUGCACUGCACGUAAUGCUGCUGGCCUGCUGCGGGCUGACUUCCCCCUCUCUGUUUUGCAGCGGGCAAAUACUCAGGACAGGGACCCAGGUGUCCUGGCCCUGGCUGAGUGCCAGCCUGACACGCAGGCCUGUGUUGGGCCCCCCACCCCUCAUCAUGUCCUUUGGCGAUUUGACCCACAGCGAGGCAGCUGCAUGACCUUCCCAGCCCUCAAAUGUGAUGGAGCUGCCCGGGGCUUCGAGACCUAUGAGGCAUGCCAACAGGCCUGCACCCGUGGCCCUGGGGAUGCCUGUACGCUCCCUGCAGUCCAGGGGCCCUGCCAGGGCUGGGAGCCACGCUGGGCCUACAGCCCACUGCUACAGCAGUGCUACCCCUUUGUCUACAGUGGCUGUGAAGGCAAUGGCAAUAACUUUGAGAGCCGGGAGAGCUGUGAGGACGCUUGCCCUGUACCACGCACACCACCAUGUCGUGCCUGCCGCCUCAAGAGCAAGCUGGCUCUGAGCUUGUGCCGGAGUGACUUUGCCAUUGUGGGUCGACUCACAGAGGUCCUGGAGGAGCCAGAGGCUGCAGGUGGCAUUGCUCGUGUGGCCUUAGAUGAUGUGCUCAAAGACGACAAGAUGGGCCUCAAGUUCUUGGGCACCAAAUACCUGGAGGUGACCUUGAGUGGCAUGGACUGGGCCUGCCCGUGCCCCAAUGUGACAGCUGGCGAUGGGCCUCUGGUCAUCAUGGGUGAGGUUCGGGAAGGUGUGGCCAUGUUGGAUGCCAACAGCUAUGUCCGUGCUGCCAGCGAGAAGCGAGUCAAGAAGAUUGCAGAGCUGCUUGAGAAGAAGGCUUGUGAACUCCUCAACCGCUUCCAAGACUAGCUUUAUCCAUAAUCCCCAUUCUUGCCUGCCUUCCUGCUGAAUAAAUGUCUGUACC
This is a messenger RNA of Onychomys torridus (southern grasshopper mouse), 2560 nucleotides long. It is a transcript of the gene Wfikkn1, whose product is annotated as WAP, follistatin/kazal, immunoglobulin, kunitz and netrin domain containing 1. The transcript has 2 exons. Gene Ontology annotation, molecular function: transforming growth factor beta binding; receptor antagonist activity; serine-type endopeptidase inhibitor activity. NCBI's taxonomy places the organism in Eukaryota, Metazoa, Chordata, Mammalia, Rodentia, Cricetidae. Gene Ontology annotation, cellular component: extracellular region. Gene Ontology annotation, biological process: negative regulation of transforming growth factor beta receptor signaling pathway. The record is from RefSeq and is a predicted model, not a curated record. The coding region runs from base 847 to 2505 and encodes 552 amino acids.